UUAGCUUCGUGUCACGGUUUUUGCAUUUUUCAUUGCACGGAUAUCCAGCAGCACCGAGUUAGUGCUAAAAUAUAACAUACGUUUACAAAUAUUUAUCUCCAAUGCUGAAAAUGCUUACAAAUGAAAUAUCAGAAGGUACAGAUUUGGCCAGGAUUUAAAAAUUUCAGGCAGCGUUUAGGAUCUGCGUGUCGGUUGGAGUGUGUGUACCAGUGUGAGGAGAUUGUGUUUUCGAGCAUGGAUAGAGAUUUACUCAAGCAGACUGUGGUGUUUCAUGGACAGAGUCUAUUUUCUCUGUUAAAAUGUGAACAGAGUGAAAAUCCAGACUUUAAACAUGUCACAGCCGAUCUUGCCAAAUCUAUGAACCAGAGGGAUAAGGAAGAUGACAGUCCAGUGGUGGAACAGUUUAUUGCGAGGAAAGCGGACCUUCUGUUUGCUCCAGCAUGGAAAUCAACCACACCUGGGGAAGACAAGUGGCAGGAAGAAACACAAGAGCCGUACGCCAUCAUGCCUCCAUUGGAGCAGUUCAUGGACAUUUCUUAUAACGAAAGGAGAGAACUUUUCUACAGAGAUGUGGAGCGAGGCGAUGUCGUCAUAGGCAGAAUUUCCUCAAUUCGAGAUUUUGGGUUCUUUGUUAAUCUUCUCUGCACUGCUGGGGGAUUGGAGAGGGAUGUUGAAGAUCUGGAGAUCACGGGUCUGUGUCCAAUCAGAGAUGUCCCAUCAACUGGAAAUCAUGAUGAUCCUUUGUCUUAUUUCCAGAUUGGGGAUUUGAUUAGAGCUGGUGUGAAGGACAUUGAUCGUUAUCACGAGAAGCUGACAAUCUCACUUUAUUCCAUCUGUCUGGCCUCGAACAUGGAGCAAACCAAACUGGGUGUAAUAAGCAAAGAAGAUCUACCUCUUCAUUACACCCGUGGCGAACGGGCGACUGCAGACAGCGGUGAGUCGUAUGAGAUGUUACUCCAGAGCUCACUUGGCUUCUCUAACCCCUCCAACGUGGACUAUUUACUUGGCAAGCUGGGAAUCAGCGACACAAAAUCUCAUUCACUAAUGAGAGGAUUACAGAGUAAACAUUUCACUGAAGAUGAUUUUGCAAGUGCAAUUCGGAAGAAGCAGUCUGCUUCCUGGGCAUUGAAAUGUGUGAAAGCUGGUGUGAAUAAUUUCAAAUCGGGCCAUCAUGUAGAAGCGAUGAAUGAAUAUAACAAGGCUUUAGAAAUUGACACAAAUAAUGUUGAGGCACUCGUAGCACGCGGCGCUCUAUAUGCCACUAAAGGAAGCUUGAUGAAAGCGAUCAGUGACUUUGAGCUAGCUUUGGAAGGCUGCCCAACACACAGGAACGCUAAGAAAUAUCUGUGCCAAACACUUGUGGAACGAGGUGGCCAGCUGGAGGAAGAGGAGAAGCUGAUUACAGCAGAAGGGCUUUAUAAGAAAGCAAUAGCUUUAGACAACACAUUUCAUGAAGCAAAGGAAGCCUUGAGGAAGUUGCAGAUGCACAUCCAGAAAACUCUUAAACUGAAAGCUGAAGAAGCUGCAAAGGAGAAGGAAAAGCAACAAACUGUGGAGACAAGCGCAGAAAAAUUACGUAAGAUCUUAAAAGAAGAAAAAAGGAUGAAAAAGAAAAGGAAGAGGUCUGACUCCACGUCAGACACAUCCUCGAGCUCCGAUUCCUCCAGUGACGACUUGUCCAGUCGCAAAAAAACAAAAAAGCGAAAGCACAAACGCAGACGCUCUUCACACAGUGGUAAAAAACACAAGCAAAGGGUUUCAUCACGUGACGAAGAAGAGGAGGAGCACUACCCUGUUCCUGCUAACACCUCAGCAUCUUUCAUUAAUGAGAAACAAACCCUCGUUAAAUUGCUUGAUGGAGAGAACAGAGCUGAACACCAAAGAGUUUCUCAUAAAAAAAGCAAAGAAGGUAGGUUUGAAGAUGACCCCUUCACACGGAGUCCUGAGACUGAAGACAGGAAGGCCAAAGGUCAACAUGAGUGCCUCAGUGGGUUAAAUGACCGGGACAAAGACAAGUAUAGAGAUCGGAGAAGAUCUGAAGAUGAUCAAAGUGCUCGACUGGAAAGUUGUAGAAGCUCACACAUCACUUCCUGUAGAAAGGAUUCGUCCUCUUCGGCCUAUUCAGAGACCUCACGCAAAUCUGACUCGCGUGAUUUUGAUGCAUGCAACUCCAGCUCUCGCACAUUUGACUCACGCAAUUCCCACUCAUCUGACUCUCGCAGAUCAGACUCUUAUAAAUCUGGAAGCCAUGGGAGGUCAGAGGUCAGAGAUGGGAAUGAUCGUAGAUUAAGCAGCAAUGAUGGGAGUAAAGCCUCAGAGGGAAACCAGAAAAAGAAUUUACCCUCCAAUUUAUUGGAUAUCUUUAAUCAGAUUGCUGAAUUCGAGAAAGAAAGAAAGCAGAAGAAAUGAAUGAAAUGUUAUUUACUGUUGUCGCAAUUGCUUUGCACCUUCAAGCAGAAAGCUAGAGAUGGCGUGAUAAAUAUGAGAUAACCCAGACCUGCCAAUCAUUAUGCAUUUUGUGUAGAAGCUUACUUUGAACAGGAAUAUAUGAUUCAAGAUACACAAAAUAGUUCUCCCCAACCAUGCCCCCAAGUCAUUGUAUGAAUAUGCACAAUCGACAGCUAUGUAGGGGUUAUAAACUCUCCCAUAUUAACUGUAAAUCCUGCCUCCUUCCAUCAUCUCAUAUCUAGUACUUUUUUUGUCUUCACUCAAUUUUCCCACAUGAAAGAUGCACCAACAUGCUGUCAUCACUUUCUGUCACGGAGAAUGGAGAAUGUUUUGAGUUCAUUAAAUAAAUUCAGUGUUCCACACAGGGUGUUUCAAAAAUUAUGAUCUUUAGAUGUAAAUAUCCCAGAAAAUACAUAGUCUAGGAAAAUUAAACUGAACAGGCUUAAUGUUGAGCAAUGUAAGAUUAAUUCCUCAAAAUCUGAAUGAGAAAUUCAAAGGUAUGUGGAUUCCAUGAAAGAUUUCACAAAUUUUCAAUACGCGCGUUGCCUGAGACACGGCACUGUAACACACAAAACGCCUUCCCUUUUCCAGUGAAUGGCAUUUCUAUACCUAAAAAGAUAAAAACAAAAAACAUAAAAUUGUGACCUGUUUCCACACAUGCUGUUAAAAUUUGAGGUUAAUUGCCAGUUCUUGUUCAAAGUUAUUAAAUUGAGAGAUCAAAUUUUUUGAAACACCUUGUAUAUAUAAUUUGCUAUAAAAUAUAAUAAAGGAAUGUAUUAAAGGAAGAUGAUUUGGAUGAAAGGAAAAAAGGCUGAAUAUUUUGAUUGUUUAAAAAAAAAUUAUAGUCCUACAGCAAAGUCUUAAAUCUAACACUUUUUAUAAAUAAUUUUAAUAGGAAUGGUAAUUAGAAAGUGUUUAACACUGUUUGUUCUCCUGCAGUCAGAACAGACACAUUCAAACAGUUUGAGCAGCAGAUCAAUGGAGAAAAUGUUGGACAUGUGGAAACAUUUUAUGCUUUCUUCCAGUGGACAUUAGACAAGUGAUAAAUUUCCGAUAUGGAAAAUAAAUGGGUCUAAACAUUAUUCCUUUUCAACGUUGGCAGGUCUGGAUGUAAUGAUGCCUUGUAAUAAACAAACAUGAUGGUACAAUG
This is a messenger RNA of Neoarius graeffei (lesser salmon catfish), 3598 nucleotides long. It is a transcript of the gene ttc14, whose product is annotated as tetratricopeptide repeat domain 14. The record is from RefSeq and is a predicted model, not a curated record. Gene Ontology annotation, molecular function: nucleic acid binding; protein binding. NCBI's taxonomy places the organism in Eukaryota, Metazoa, Chordata, Actinopteri, Siluriformes, Ariidae. Bases 121 to 2409 code for a protein of 762 amino acids. The transcript has 13 exons.